This is a messenger RNA of Corythoichthys intestinalis (scribbled pipefish), 13577 nucleotides long. RefSeq names its product solute carrier family 4 member 8 (gene slc4a8). Gene Ontology annotation, cellular component: plasma membrane. The record is from RefSeq and is a predicted model, not a curated record. Gene Ontology annotation, molecular function: monoatomic anion transmembrane transporter activity; solute:inorganic anion antiporter activity; sodium:bicarbonate symporter activity. Gene Ontology annotation, biological process: monoatomic anion transport; regulation of intracellular pH; bicarbonate transport. Bases 259 to 3531 code for a protein of 1090 amino acids. NCBI's taxonomy places the organism in Eukaryota, Metazoa, Chordata, Actinopteri, Syngnathiformes, Syngnathidae. The transcript has 25 exons.
CCAGGCACGGGAGCGCAGGGAAGGGAGGGGGAGCUGGAAACUCGCGCGGAAGGGAAAGCAUCAUACUUGCAAAGGAUGUGCAAAAUCAUUUGAACCAUCCGGAAGAUGUUGACACGCGACAUGUUAGCUAAAACCGAAGCGGCUGCUGGGACCAGCUCUCGCCUGUUUUCUUGUUAGCGUCCCGUGCAACCAAGCGAAGGUCCAAGCCGGAGAAAGUGUCACCUUUAUCUCCUCCAGGUCAAAGCAAAGGCCACCAGCAUGCCUAUUCACGACCCUGACAGCAUCCUAAGCUAUCAGCGGCCAGAUGAGGAAGUGGUAAUAGACCAAGGUGGGACAAGCUCGGUGUUGAACAUCCACUAUGAGAAAGAAGAACUUGAAGGUCACAGGACUCUCUUCGUGGGUGUUCGGAUGCCCCGACAGAGCCAUCGACACCACAAGGCUCAUGGCUCUCGGCAUCGUAAGAAAGACAAGAGGACAGGAAGCAUUACAAUGCAACAAAGCGGCGGAAAUGAGAAGAUUCCCUGUCAUGACACGCCGUCCCAGCGGGUCCAGUUCAUUCUGGGAACUGAAGAAGAUGCUGAGCAUGUGGCCCACGAGUUGUUCACUGAGCUUGAUGAGAUCUGUGUGAAAGAUGGCAAAGAUGCUGAGUGGAAGGAAACGGCCAGGUGGCUAAAGUUUGAGGAGGAUGUGGAGGAUGGGGGUGAGAGGUGGAGCAAGCCGUACGUGGCUACGCUUUCUCUCCACAGUCUCUUUGAGUUGCGGAGUUGCAUCAUCAAUGGCAGUGUGUUGCUCGACAUGCAUGCUGACUGUAUUGAGGAGAUUGCAGACAUGGUCCUGGAUCAUCAGGAGGCUUCUCAUGAACUGGACGACAGUGUGAGGAUAAAAGUGCGGGAGGCCUUGCUAAAGCGGCACCACCACCAGAAUGAGAAGAAGAAAAACCUCAUGCCCAUCGUGCGCUCCAUUGCAGAGGGGACUCGCAAACAAUCAGAGCCUCAUCUAACAGCUGGGUCAGCCACAUCUCCGCAACCUGCACCCCCAAUAGAGCCUGCCAAGAAUGGCGCAGGACAGGAUGGGCAUCAAGUGGACCUCAGCAAAGUGGACCUUCAUUUCAUGAAGAAGAUCCCAGAGGGAGCUGAGGCCUCUAAUGUCUUGGUCGGAGAGCUGGACUUCUUGGAGAGACCCAUUGUGGCCUUUGUUCGCCUGUCCCCUGCUGUGUUGCUCACUGGCCUCACCGAGGUCCCAAUACCCACAAGAUUCCUCUUCAUUCUUUUGGGCCCUGAUGGAAAGGCUCAGCAAUACCAUGAAAUUGGACGCUCUAUGGCAACUAUUAUGACAGAUGAGAUCUUCCAUGGUGUGGCAUACAAGGCAAAGGACAAAAGUGACCUGCUAGCUGGGAUAGAUGAGUUCUUGGACCAAGUGACUGUCUUGCCCCCCGGAGAGUGGGACCCUUCUAUUCGUAUUGAGCCUCCCAAAAAUGUCCCAUCUCAGGAGAAGAGGAAGAUGCCUGGUGUCCCAAAUGGGGCAGUCUACCAAGUAGAAGAAGAGCUACAUGCGGAGCACCAUGGACCUGAGCUGCAGAGAACUGGAAGGUUGUUUGGUGGUUUGAUAAUGGACAUCAAAAGGAAGGCUCCCUUCUAUCUGAGUGACUAUAAAGACGGUCUGAGCCUGCAGUGCGUGGCCUCUUUCCUCUUCCUAUACUGUGCCUGCAUGUCUCCUGUCAUCACCUUUGGGGGGCUGCUUGGAGAGGCAACAGAGGGACGCAUUAGUGCCAUUGAGUCUUUACUCGGUGCAUCCAUGACUGGGGUAGCCUACUCACUGUUUGCUGGCCAGCCUCUCACGAUUCUGGGUAGCACAGGACCUGUCCUAGUCUUUGAGAAAAUCCUUUUCAAAUUCUGCAAGGACUACAACCUCUCCUACCUGUCACUAAGGGCCUGCAUUGGCAUGUGGACAGCAUUGUUGUGUUUGUUGCUAGUUGCCACAGACGCCAGCUCUCUGGUGUGCUACAUCACUCGCUUCACAGAAGAGGCCUUUGCCGCCCUCAUCUGUAUCAUCUUCAUCUAUGAGGCCUUGGAGAAGCUGUUCCACCUGGGAGAAAUUUACCCUUUCAAUGCACACAGUGAUCUGGACAAGCUCACACUAGCAUACUGCAGGUGUACAGAGCCAGUUAAUCCGAGCAAUAAAACUUUAGAACUGUGGAGCGAGAGAAACAUCACAGCUGCUUUUGUUCCUUGGGCCAACCUCACUGUCAAGGAAUGUAUAAGUCUGCAGGGACAUUUUGAAGGGACAUCAUGCGGCCAUCACGGCCCCUACACCCCAGAUGUCCUCUUUUGGUCCGUCAUCUUGUUCUUCUCCACUUUCUUCAUGUCAGCAUUUCUCAAACAGUUUAAAACAAGUCGCUACUUUCCUACCAAGGUGCGGUCCAUGAUUAGUGACUUUGCAGUCUUCCUCACAAUUGUCUUCAUGGUAUUGCUCGAUUACAUCAUAGGGGUACCCUCCCAGAAGUUAAAGGUGCCCAGCAAAUUCCAGCCCACCAGAGAUGACAGAGGGUGGCUGAUCAACCCAAUAGGACGUAACCCCUGGUGGACGGUCCUGGCAGCGUCCAUCCCUGCUCUUCUUUGUACCAUUUUAAUCUUCAUGGACCAACAGAUAACUGCUGUCAUCAUCAACCGGAAAGAGCAUAAACUGCUGAAAGGUUGCGGGUACCACUUGGACCUACUGAUGGUGGGGCUGAUGCUGGCCGUGUGCUCCAUCAUGGGUUUACCGUGGUUCGUAGCUGCAACUGUUUUAUCCAUCUCUCACGUGAAUAGUUUGAAGCUGGAGUCCGAAAGCUCAGCUCCAGGAGAGCAGCCUCGCUUUCUGGGCAUCAGAGAGCAGAGGCUCACUGGUCUGGUCAUCUUCUUGCUCAUGGGAUGCUCUGUAUUCAUGACUGGAGCGCUUCAGUUCAUUCCCAUGCCAGUGUUAUAUGGUGUCUUCCUUUACAUGGGCGCCUCAUCCUUGAAAGGCAUUCAGUUCUUUGACCGGCUGAAGUUGUUCGGGAUGCCAGCCAAGCAUCAACCUGACUUUAUCUACCUGCGUCACGUACCCUUGAGGAAGGUCCAUCUGUUCACGGUCACUCAACUGACCUGUCUCGUGCUCCUCUGGGUCAUCAAGACUUCACCGGCUGCUAUCGUCUUCCCUAUGAUGGUGCUGGCCCUGGUAUUCAUCCGCAAACUGCUAGACCUGUGUUUCUCCAAUCGGGAGCUAAGCUAUCUGGAUGAUCUAAUGCCAGAAUGGAAGAAAAAAAAUCUUGAUGAUGCUUCCAAAAAGAUUGAUGAGGAGUCACAGGUUAUGCUCUGUCCAAAAAGUGAAGAUGCACCAACGGUUCACAUUCCCCUGGAAAGCAAUACAACACUGCAGGCCUCAAAAGCCCAUGACCCCAGGUGUGAUCCCUCUGAUAUUAAUAUAUCUGAUGAAAUGUCUAAAACCACCAUGUGGAAAUCUCUCAGCUCCAAUCAAAAGGACGCUCGUCCUGUUUCUGCUAAGAAGGAUUGAAGACAUUGCCUUCAUUGAUGAGUAAAGAUUCCUGCAGUGGAUGCAGCUUUUCCACAUAACUGUCCAACUGGAGCCCAGGAUGUGAUAUGGCUGUUUGGGACCGUGGUCAUCCGAGUGCUUUGGGAAAGUCUCUGUAAUUACUACCUGCUCAACACAACACUUAGAAAGGAGUAAAGUCCAUCAAGAAGCUUGAGCACAUACAAACAUGCACACACAUUCAGACCCAUGCAGAUUGACGAGUUUCAAUGGAGUCUAAUAGCAAGAAGAUUGUCUGUUGGGGUGAACAUUUUCCCACUAAACAUAAUAUGAAAUUCAAUGGAAACUGUAAACAUAUUGCCUAAAAAAACAUAACUAAAUGAAAUGAAAUUAUUUCUCUUUGAAAUAUAUUUUACUUUGACAGGUCAUAAUUCGUAUAAGAUUCACACCCCCUCAAUGUGAGCAUCAGGCAAUUUCAUAAACAUAUUUUAACAUAUUUUUAGGUUAUGACUUGUCUGUACGUGUAUCUAGAUGUAAAAUCGGGUCUUCCUUGGCCCUUGUCUCUCCUCUAAUACAUAUUCGGAGUAAAUGCUAAUAUUAACCUCAUCUCGUUAACGUGAUGAAUAAUCGGUCAAGAUAAAUCAAAAUGGACAAUAUAGACUACAAAAUGAUAAUUUAGUGCCAGAAUCGUCUUAAAUUUGAUGGGAGCACUAUUCAUUUGAAUGUCAUUUUAAUGUUAAUAUAAAAUGUUUUUGUUUUUUUUUUUAAUUUAAAUGCUGCGUGUUAUUACUGUUAUUUAUGUGUGUUGCCAUGGAAGGAACUGAAGACUUGAUGUUUUAAAUGCAAUUUUAAAGUGAAUGUUAGGUCUUCAUAAAGGAAUUUUCCAAAAACAGAAGAUUUACACAAAUUAAAUGAUUGAACUGAGGAAAUGACAAGCACAGCAAUACAAUAACAAGUUGACAAAUUUUUAGCCUUAUGCACAAGUGGCUCUCAAAUACAGAAGUACAACAGGUGUCCAUCACCACUGCGCAAAAUGAAUUGACCUUCCUGGGAAUUUCAAAGCUGGGUUGGUUAGGAGAUUCCAUUAAGAACAUAUUGUUUCAUUCAUUUUUCCUUUUUUUCCCCCAGUUUCCUAAAAAUAAAAGCAGAGGUGGGUAGUAACGCGUUCCAUGUACUCCGUUACAUUUCCUUGAGUACAUUUUUGAGAACGAUGGACUUCUAAGGGUAGUUUUACUAAGCCAUACUUUUUACUUGAGUAGAUUUUUGAAGAAAAAUUGCUACUCUUACUCCGUUACUUUGGGUAACACAAGAGUUACAUUUUUCCUCUUCAUUCUACAUAUUAGAUUUUUUUUUUUGCCAGAGAUGCCAAGAGUAGCUCUACCAAUUUCACCAAUGAGACGUCGCAAUAAUCACAUGACUCCAUUACACCAAUCUGAUGCAAGCUUGCCGUUCUAUGAUCACGGCAGCCUGUUCAAUUAUGUGGCGUCUUUAAAGCACGUAAAAAAUCAAUUAUUUGACAUAGAGCGCUGCCCUCAACAUGACUUGAAAGCGUGGCUUUAAAACCUCUCUCCAAGUUUUUAUUUGGCACCGAUUGACAUUGGAGAACCGGAGAUGUGAUCCUUUUAUUUUCAUAAUAGUAACUAUGAAGAAACUACAGUGGUACCUUGACGUACGAUCGCUUUAACACACGACCUUUUAGACAUCUUAACGUAAAAUUUGACUCGCCAUUUGUUUCUACAUCUGACGAAAUGCUCGAAAUACGACAAUAUAAGACAGCAUCGCAAUUUCCCCUCAAGACAGACGCCCAGUGGAUUUUCUUUUGAGAGAAAUCCACAUGGGUUCCAAGAAUGUUAAAGCAGGUGGUGAAAAAAGAAAAUAAGGUGUGUUUACCAUUGAAAUGAAGAUGGAAUGAUAGAAAAAUGAACUGCUUUUACAAUACACCUCCGAUCACCGUUCUUUAUAAGUUAAGGUGUCAAUUAUUAUCAGGUUUUUAAUAAUUUAUUUCAGAAUUUGUGUAACUCAACACGCUAACUGCCAGCAACAAUAGGACGUUAAAAGAGAAAGUAAUAUCUCAACUGUACUUGCUCUCUCUCUGUCGUCAGCCAAGCGGUGCGUUCAGGUAUACCGCACAAAAUACAUCUGCCACAUUAGAACACGAUUUGUUACGUUAUUACAGGUAUUAGUAGUAGUAGUAGUAGUAGUAUUUUAUUAUUCCAAUUUUUAUUCAUAAUAUGUUUUUCUCUUUGUAAUUGCUAUUUGCAAUAGUAACAGAAGUAUUUACUGUAUUUAUAUCCUGCUCGACAUACGACCAUUUCGACUUACAAACGAGGUCCUUGAACGGAUUAACUUUGUAUGUAGAGGUUCCACUGUACUGUAUUCACUAUUCAAACUCGGAACUAUUUUCUCCAUGAGAGGGCACUCAUGCUCUUUGUUUGAAUAAUGCUUCAUUUCUGUCUUUUUUUUUUCUUUCGCCGGAAUUCAAUGAUUUUUUUUUUUUUUGCAUUUCUUUGGCUUAUCGUGGUUAUUGUACGACAUUAUUGUACAGUAUCAUAACAGUAUAACAACAGUUCAUAUAGAUACGUUUUUAAAAAAUCAAACAAAAAUAAGCAGUUGCGCACAAUGUUACUCAUUACUUGAGGAUUCUUUUCACUGGAUACUUUUUUACUUGUACUUGAGUACAUUUUUUGGAUGACUACUUUUACUCGAGUAAUAUUAUUUUGAAGUAACGCUACUCUUACUUGAGUAAAAUUUUUGGCUACUCUACCCACCUCUGAAUAAAAGUACUAGUCCUAAAAAAAUUAGCAUAUUGUGAUAAAGUUAAUUAUUUUCUGUAAUGCACUGAUAAACAUUAGACUUUUAUAUGUUUUAGAUUCAUUACACACAACUGAAGUAGUUCAAGCCUUUUAUUGUUUUAAUAUUGAUGAUUUUGGCAAAACAAAUCAAGAAAAAACAAAAAUCCCCAUCUCAAAAAUUAGCAUAUUUCAUCCGACCAAUACAAAAAAGUGUUUUUAAUACAAAAAAAGUCAACCUUCAAAUAAUUAUACCAGCUAUGCACUCAGUACUUGGUCGGGAAUCCUUUUGCAGAAAUGACUGCUUCAAUGCGGCGUGCCAUGGAGGCAAUCAGCCUGUGGCACUGCUGAGGUGUUAUGGAUGCUUCAGUAGCGGCCUUAAGCUCAUCCACAGUGUUAGUGUCAACUUCCUCUUCACAAUAUCCCACAGAUUCUCUAUGGGGUUCAGGUUAGGAGAGUUGGCAGGCCAAUUGAGCACAGUAGUGCCAUGGUCAGUAAACCAUUUACCAGUGGUUUUGGCACUGUGAGCAGGUGCCAGGUCGUGCUGAAAAAUGAAAUCUUCAUCUCCAUAAAGCUUUUCAGCAGAUGGAAGCAUGAAGGGCUCCAAAAUCUCCUGAUGGCUAGCUGCAUUGACCCGCCCUUGAUAAAACACAGUAGACCAACAACAGGAGCUGACAUGGCACCCAAGACCAUCACUGACUGUGGGUGCUUGACACUGGACUUAAGGCAUUUUGGCAUUUCCUUCUCCCCAGUCUUCCUUCAAACUCUGGCACCUUGAUUUCCGAAUGACAUCCAAAAUUUGCUUUCAUCUGAAAAAAAGUACUCUGGACCACUGAGCAACAGUCCAGUGCUGCUUCUCUGUAGCCCAGGUCAGGCGCUUCUGCCGCUGUUUCAAGUUCAAAAGUGGCUUGACCUGGGGAAUGCAGCACCUGUAGCCCAUUUCCAGCACACGCCUGUGCACGGUGGCUCUGGAUGUUUCUACUCCAGACUCAGUCCACUGUUUCUGCAGGUCCCCCAAGGUCUGGAAUCGGCCUUUCUCCACAAUCUUUCUCAGGGUGCGGUCACCUCUUCUAGUUGUGCAGCGUUUCCUGCCACACUUUUUCCUUCCCACAGACUUCCCACUGAAGUGCCUUGAUACAGCACUCUGGGAACAGCCUAUUCACUCAGAAAUUUCUUUCUGUGUCUUAGCUUCUUGCUUGAGGGUGUCAGUGAUGGCCUUCUGGACAGCAGUCAGGUUGACAGUCUUGCCCAUGAUUGUGGUUUUGAGUAAUGAACCAGGCUGGGAGUUUUUAAAAGCCUCAGGAACUAUACCAGGGGUUUUGAGUUAAUUUGUUGAUUCAGAUGAUUAGGUUAGUAGCUUCUUUAGACUACCUUUUCAUGAUAUGCUAUUUUUUUUUUAGAUAGGGAUUUUUUUAUUAUUCUUGACUUUUUUUGCCAAAAUCAUCAAUAUUAAAACAAUAAAAGGCUUGAACUACUUCAGGUGUGUGUAAUGAAUCUAAAACAGGGGUGGGCAAACUAUUCCACAAAGGGCCGCUGUGGGUGCGUGUUUUUGCUGCAACCCAUCAAGAGGACACCUUUUCACCAAACUGGUGUGUUAUACGUGCAACCAGUUGAUUGCAGUCAGGUGCUUCUUGUUUCCAUUGAAACCUCAUUGGUUAAAAGCUCGGUGCUGGAUCAGUUGAAACAAAAACCAGGAUCCACUGCGGCCCUUGAUGACCAGUUUGCCCACCCCUGAUCUAAAAUAUAUGAAAGUCUAAUGUUUAUCAGUACAUUACAGAAAAUAAUGAACUUUAUCGCAAUAUGCAAAUUUUUUGAGAAGGACUAGUAUAAUUACUGUGGAUCACUUUACUCAUUGAUGGCCCAAAGUGCUGGGCCAAAUGAAUGAGACAAAUUAGUAAGCAACAAAAUGGUUGAGUCAGCUAUUGAAUGUGUGUUUGUUGGCCAUCAUUCCCUGAAUUCAGUUCGUAUUGUAAAACUAGCAUGAUUUUUAUGUACCGAUAUAAACUUGUACAUAAUUAUUAGAGGAUCGACGUCAGUGGAAGCAGCCAAAAGUCUAGUGUCUUAUUUCUUUACCUCAGAUAAGCUUGUUAAAACUCCUGCAAGGCACUUUGGAUGGAGGAUAUUAGAUGUGAUGGAGCCUUUAAGUUCUACUGCAGUAAUUUUCAAACAUUUUUUUUUUUUUUUGAAGGGGUGGCGGUAAGGGUAAGGGUGAGGGGUUAUUUAAGCAAUAAUUUACCCAAAGUCCAUGUUGACUGAGAUAUAAGGAUCUCAAUAAUGACAUCUUUGUUAAUCAGGGAUCCUUUGUUGGAUUUGAACCUUGACGAAACUUGAGUGCAAAAUAAAUAAUUAAUUUCAUUCUGAAAGAAAAUUUUUAACAGUGGCACAUUUUCAUUCAUAACAAUAAUUUUAUAUUCUUAUACAUGGCUUUGUUUAAGGACAAGGUCAUACUUAAUCCACACUCGAUAAUACUUUAUUUGUAUAGAAGCACUUUCUAGAUAAAUCUAAGAUGUAUCUAUUCAACAAAAAGACCCUGUAACAACUAUAAUUAUUUAUUUUAACUAGUGAUAUUUCAUCUUGUUAUCUUGACUUUCUGUAUAUAACGUAAAAAGAAUGGUGGCUCACUUGAUACAUCUAUUCGCAUUUCUUUCUUUGCUUCUAAAUGAUCUCAACUUUAAAUAACUAGAAGAGUAAUGUAAAAGUGAUACAAGUUAAGGGUCGUAGAAUCUGCUUUUUACUUUCCAGUAAGUAGGAACACUAAUUGUUUCAUAGUCUUUUGCGCUGUAUAUUGACUCUGUAUCAUUUAGAUUGCAGUGCGUAGGCACAGUAAUCUUUCGCUGUUUAAUAUUGUCAUGUUGUAACACCUUCUAGGUCUGUAUGAUAGUUCUGUCAGAUAACGUCCUGUACUUUCAAUUUUAUGUGUAAAACAUUUGAAUGUUAAUAUUUCAUGUGUAUAUGAGGACCAAUAACAGAACUAAUCAGCAUGAUGUAAUUUACACACUAGUGUACAGUAUAUGUAUAUUCAAAGCCACAAGUGAGUUGAAAUUGAAUGUGACUAUACACAUAGAUAUGAAUAUUUUGAAAUCUCAGCAACCAUACCAAACUGUUUAAUUGAUGUGCGCUUAUAGCAUAUUUAUUUUACUCAUGUGUCCUGAUUUGACAACACAAUAAUGUAUAUGUGAAUGUAUGGUUGAUAUGCAGCCAAAAGUUGUCAGAUUUACUCAGUAGAGGUAGUAUGCAUUACAAGAACCACAACUUCAUGUAGCAUUAUCGGUUUAGAGCAUCACAAAGUCAACUUUGUCACAAUAAACUGGACUGUUCUUUUUCUACAUAUACAAAACCCGAUUUCUUUGAAGUUUAGGUGUGUGUAAAACAUAAUGAAAACAGAAUACAGUAAUUUGCAAAUCCUUGCAUCUACAAAUGCAAAUUAAAAAAAAAAAACUAUAGCAUGCAAAGUGAAGGCCUUGUAUCAACCACACCCAGAAACACUGCUGGCUUUUCUGGGUUUAAGCUCAUCUGAGAAGGACAUACAAAAACAUGGAGUCCACAUUUCAAAUUUUGUAUUUUUCAGGGAUGUCCGUGCUUAUUUCAGUUAGACAAUGUCAAGCCACAUUUUCACGAGUCAAGAAAACACAAUAAAAGAGUGUAAGUCACUGAUGUGAAAUGAGGGGCCGUUUACAUGGUGACGCUCCGACAAAAACAACAGAACACGAGUACACGACCCAUUUCAUGUUUGCAUUUGAAUGGUUCCGUCUUAAUUCCGUCUCCGUUCGAUGGAUGUUGCAAUUCCGCGUGAAGACAGUGUAGCAUUCACACCAGGCCCUAGCUUAUGAUGCACUUCCCUGACAAAAACCUUCCUCAGACCGGAAGACAAAUACCAGUCCACUUGACAACAUACUCACCCACUCGAAGCAAUGGCGUCCAUACGUUUUUUUUUGUUUUGUUUUUUUUUUUUUUUUUGCUUAAGACGUGCAAAAAUUAAUCGAUUGAUCGCCAACUAAUUGAUUAACCAAUUCACAUAAUUUUGGACUGUAAGCCGCUACUUUUUCCCCCUCAUUUUGAAUCCUGCGGCUUAUAGUUCAGUGCGGCUAAUUUGUUGAUUUAUUUGGGUUAAUACUUCACACUUUUUUUGCGACUGCCAUUAGACCAUCAUAAUUGUGACAUGACAUUAUGAAGUACAUCGUUAAAUCCAUUUAUGUCCAGCUUGGAUCUUUUCAUCCAUUGACAAUGACAUCCGUCAUAAGCAUUCAUUAAUGCUCAUGGCAGUAUCAUGUCACAAUUAUGAUGGUCUUAUGACAGUCUUAUGGCGCCACUGUCAAAUUAAGUGUUACCACAUACCAUAACUAGCAAUGAAUAAAACAACUGGAACAGUAACUGAAUUAGCACAGUACAUGAAUUUUGAUUGUUAUUUACAUCUGUAGUGCUGCAAUACAUGUUAGGAGGCAUGUUGGACGACAAUAGUGUUGACAGCAGGUGGCAGCAGAGGUUGACUGUCUCCCCCAAGGGUGCAGUGAUAGCCAAAUGACGCUUCUUGAAGAAGUGAAGCUUUGUAGCCAAUUUGUUGGGUGGUUUAUUUGAUCUUAUGACAGUCCUAUGAUGCCGCUGUCAAAUAAUAGUGUUAUCGGUUAAUAUAUUUUGGUGUAAAUAUCCCAUAAUACAGUGAAGACAGCUGCGGCUUAAAGUCCGGUGCGGUUUAUCUAUGAACAAAUGCCGUUUUCGUGUCCACCUUAGACUUGUCUAAAUUCUUGACAUUAUAACAUACAUACAGUAUAACUUCUCAGAUUUCUUCAUUAUAUUUUUGUUAAGUCAAAGUCAAAAAUCUGCUUUUACUUUGGAAAAUUCACAUUUUUGCCAAUUUUCAGAUCUUACAAUCUCACUGUCUAAACUAGCGUCUUAAUAAGGCUGCAACAACUAUUUGACUAAACCGGUUAAUAAAUUAGUUGCCAACGAAUUUGAUACAGUUGUAGACUACAGUUAAGUCAGGAAGCUGUAAUAAAAUAUUUUUUUGAAGGAAAUAGUUGUCGUUUUUGUCUUCAUUGUUACUAAACAACAUGCCUAAAACAACUUCAAGAUAAAUUGUGAAAAUAAUUGAUAAAAGUGACAUUUAUCCGAUUAAUCGUUUAAUUAAUCAUCCGUUUAAUCGAUUGUUUGCUGUUGUGAAUGUUUAGUAACAGCAACUGCGCAUGCUCAAAGUGAUGUGUGCGAGUGCAAACGUCAUCAGAGCGAGAGCGUUUCAUUAAUAUGAUUGCAGAGCAAGCCCCGCAACCGUAUCAUUCCACGUUGGAGGCCGGAAUAAAAAGUUUCCGUCUUCGCCUUCCGUUUUUGCAGUCACUGUGUAAAAGCGAGGCCAUUCCUCAACAAAAUCGUUGUGUUUUGGUGUCGCAGCGUCACCAUGUAAAAUAUGACAAUGGAAAACCCAGAGCAGCUAAAUCUGUAUAACAAGCAAGAAUUGGCAAGAAUUCCACCUUGCAAAGCUUUUAGUCCACGCACGAAUCCGCGAUUCUGCGACGGCGGAAUUUACCUCAAAUUUUGAAGCCUUCCCCAGAAAUCCAAACAGUCCGCGGAAUACAGGGCUCGGUGCAGAAUAUUUCAUUUUACCUGUAGUUUGCUUCAGUGGCAAGUGCCAAGCAAAGUGCAAAUACCAAAUGCUUUGCAAAAAGAAAUAAAGCGAGAGCCACAACACGGACGCAAAGGACUUGUAACAGAAGUGGAUUUAUAACAGCAGCACGUAGUGAUGGGCAGAUGAGGCCUCGUUGUGUGUGUAGCACAUUUUCCAAACUGUCGACAAUGUGAUGAAACCGUGACAUCAAAAUAAAAUUCCUGAGUGGUUCUUCAAACGAUGCAAAAUUGCACUUUCUUUUCACAAGAGCAAUAAAUGCAUUUUAAAAUAAAAUACUUGAUGUUAGCCUGAAACGAUAAUAAUAAAUUGCAUUGCAGUCCGCUAGCUUAAAUGCUAUGAAAUGCAAUUAUUUUUUUUUUAAAUUUUUUUUUUACAAUGCUCUUAUCAAAUCGUUCAAACACACAUUCCCACAAAAUAAAAUUACUGCAUAUACGUCAAAAACCUAAAAAAAACAAAAACCUACCUUAUGUUGGUCUUAAUAGGGAGUAGCUGGAUUCAGCCAUGUUGGAGAGUAGCGAGUACUUAUGUAGUGUUUUAUCUACAUUAUUACAAUGCCCAAAGCGCUUUACAUUAGCACACAUUUACCCUUUCACGCACACAUUCACACACCAAUGGUGCUGCUGCCAUGCAAGGCGCUGCCAACCCAUUGGGGGCAAGUUAGGGUUCAGUGCCUUGCCAAAGGGCACUUCGACAGUGGGCAGUCAUAGCCGGGAAUCAACCACUGACCCUUCGGUCCCAGGACAACUCAAGCUACCACCUGCGCCAUGGCCGACCACGUUACAUGAGUUAUGUCAAAUUCACUGUUGCCACUAGAUGGCAGUGUAUCCACCCAAAUAAGUAAAACUAAAUGCAACACUAUCAAAACAAGCCAUAACAACGUCACUCUAAUUAAACGAAUAUCCGAAGCAACAAAAUUUGAUUUGAAGCUUUUUCUAAUCGAAUUACUUGAGUUCAUCGAUUAAUCCUUGCAGCAAUAACACAAUAUUUUGCAGUUUUUAAGGAAUGAAAAAAAAAUCACUAAAAAAUUCUUGCAACAUUGUUGCAUUAAUUAUCUUUAGAACUGGUAAUUUUCGGUUGUUUUUUUUAAUGUUCAUGGAAAAAACAACUUUCAAUUCCAAGAAAUCAAGAAUUGCUCGCCAUGGAAAGUUUGUUCGCCACAGAAUCUGUUUUUUUUUUUUUUUUUGCCGCUGAUUCCUGCGAAUAGUUUCUCAGUUCCCAAACAUUUAGGUGUUGUAAAAAGUAAAGUUGAUAUAAAACGCAAAGGUGAACAGAUUUAUCACUUUCAAUGUCUUAUCUUUGCAGUGUAUUCCCUUGAUUAUAGUUUGUAGAGGAUUUGCAAAUCAUUGUUCACUGGUUUAUAACCCUUUUACAGCAACAUCCCAAUUUCAUUGGAAGUGGGGUUUGUAGUGUAGUAAAUAUACUGUAUAGUAGAGCAAAAGACAUGCUUAUGUUCAUGUAUAGCGAAGAUGUGCAUUGUGGCCCUCUGUUUCACAUGCCAUCAAGCUGAAAACUGCAGUUGAAAUGGAGCCAUAUAGAGCGAGUGCUCUCUACUAACACCACUCAAAGAAUGUCUUAAACUUAAGUGUACAUGUUUUAUAUUUAAGUAUAUGUAAUGUUGAUUUUUGAAUUAUGUACAAAGCAAAAUAAACUAUGACACAAUUUAA